AUGGUAGACGAAAAUGGAACGAUAAAAUAUGCGUGCGCCACUUGCGGCAAGUUGUAUUUGUCAAAGCGAUCGCUCAGCAAUCAUAAAAACUACGAGUGCGGACAACCGCGCAAGUUCGGCUGCGACAUAUGCGACAACCGUUUCAUGUGUCAGAAGAAGACCGGUCUUUGCACGAACAUGAACAACGGCAGAGCUGUGUACAAGAAUAAACCUUCAAAUUCUCGUUCUACUUCUUUCAAGAAGCGCUUCACUUGCAAACUAUGCAACAAAAGUUACAAAUAUAACAGUAGUCUGACACGUCACGAGAAGUUCGAAUGCGGCGGCAAAGAACCGUUGUAUUUCUGCCCGAACUGCAAACACGGCUUCAGUCAGAAGAGUAACCGCGAUCGUCACAUCGCCAAAAAAUCCUGUCCAAAGAGACGAAAAAGACACACCGUCGUUUCCGCGACAUCUCCGUACUCAUCGCACUUGAUCACGCCCUUUCAUUCGAUUACAUCCGAGCUCCGUAAAUUGAUGCACAACAUGAGUCGUCAAGCGAACGAUCUCUCACUGUCCGGCAAUCUUUGA
Pseudomyrmex gracilis is the source of this 567-nucleotide messenger RNA. Its product is annotated as zinc finger protein 454-like. NCBI's taxonomy places the organism in Eukaryota, Metazoa, Arthropoda, Insecta, Hymenoptera, Formicidae. Bases 1 to 567 code for a protein of 188 amino acids. The transcript has 3 exons. Gene Ontology annotation, molecular function: DNA-binding transcription factor activity; RNA polymerase II cis-regulatory region sequence-specific DNA binding. Gene Ontology annotation, biological process: regulation of transcription by RNA polymerase II. The record is from RefSeq and is a predicted model, not a curated record.